Molecule: messenger RNA, 567 nt
Organism: Penicillium lagena
Lineage: Eukaryota; Fungi; Ascomycota; Eurotiomycetes; Eurotiales; Aspergillaceae
Product: rRNA-processing FCF1 family protein
Exons: 4
Coding region: 1-567 (188 amino acids)
Cellular component (GO): small-subunit processome; nucleolus
Source: RefSeq, a predicted model, not a curated record
AUGGGCCUCCAGAAGAAGUCCCGCAAGUAUGCUCAAGUUAAGAGAGCCAUCACAUUGCGUGAUAAUCGCCUAAAGGAAAAUCAGAAGACGGACAAGAAAGGUAAAUCUGAGAAGGAUGAUCUGUCCUCAAGCCCCGUCAUCCCUUUUCUUCCAAUUCAACACGGCUCUCGCCCCCCGUACUCGGUCCUUGUCGAUACCAACUUCAUCUCUCACACCAUCCAGCACAAACUGGAAGUUAUCCCGACCAUGAUGGAUUGCCUUUAUGCCAAGUGCAUUCCGAUUGUCACUGAUUGUGUGCUCGCCGAAUUGGAAAAACUCGGUCCGAAAUAUCGAUUGGCCUUGCGUGUUGCCAAAGAUCCACGCUUCGAGAGGGUUAAGUGUGACCACAAAGGGACAUAUGCGGAUGAUUGUCUUGUUGACCGAGUCAUCAAACACCGCGUGUAUAUUGUGGCGACGAAUGAUCGUGAUCUCAAGAGACGGAUCCGGAAAAUCCCUGGUGCUCCAAUCAUGAGUGUUGCACGGGGAAAGUAUCUCAUUGAGCGACUCCCAGAUGCCCCGGAGAAGUGA